Molecule: messenger RNA, 3027 nt
Organism: Triticum urartu
Lineage: Eukaryota; Viridiplantae; Streptophyta; Magnoliopsida; Poales; Poaceae
Biological process (GO): regulation of DNA-templated transcription
Molecular function (GO): DNA binding
Source: RefSeq, a predicted model, not a curated record
UCAAAAGGAAAGCCUUCGACCGCGCAGAUCCCCUCUUCUUUCCAUCCCUCUCCCGCGCACGCGCCGUCAAACCCUAGCUGGCUCGCUCCGUCCCUCCUCCUCUCAUGGCGUCCCCGCGUGCGCCCGACUGGCCCCGUGGCCUCAUCUUCGCCCCCGGCGACGCCGAUCUCAUAACAAUCCACCUCCAGCGCAAGAGCUCCGGGUCCUCGCUCCCCGCCGCCGACGCCCGGUACAUCCACAACGCGGACGUGUACGCGGCCGAGCCCGCCGCGCUCGUCACCGGCCUCCUCCCCGCCUCGGCGAGGAGCGACGGCGAGGGCAGGGAGUGGUACUUCUUCACCUCCGUGCGGGCCCAGAGCAGCCGGGACACCCGCAGGUGCCGCGCCGUCGCGGGUGGGGCCGGCACCUGGCAUUCGGAGAAGGCGCGGUGCGUCGUGCUCGACGGGGGCGGCGCCGUCGUCGGGUACCGCCAAUCCUUCACCUACGAGCCCAAGAACGGCUGGCUGAUGCUCGAGUUCAGCCAACAAGAACCCCGCCGCGGCGAGGCCAUGCCCGUCCUCUGCAAAAUCUACCAGAAGCGUCGUGCCGGCCGGUCCGCCUCGAAGACGAUUUCGUCUGGGUCGUCGUCGAUGUCGGGAUCCAAGAGGAAGGCGGCGGCCGCGAACGAGCGCUCCGUCGAGGGUUCCUCGGCCCGCGUGAGGCGAUGCCUGCAGUUCCGUCUGCCUCCUGCCGCACCAAAUCCGCCCGCACUUGUUGCUACAUCGGAGAUUCAAGAAGCAUACUUGCUUUCAGCCCAGCGGCCGCAGGCAGAGCACGAACCAGAGGAGCCUCAAGAACCACCGGUACGCAUAGCACACAUAGCCACACCGCUGAUUCCCAGCUUCUCCAUGGCCGCCGACCACGCCCUGACCUUGGACCGCACCGCCUUCCUCCGCCCCGCCCAAGAUUGGCCCAUGCCAGGGAAUUCGGACCUGAGCGACACGUCGACGGUACUACUGGGCAAUUAUGGCUUCGUCUCACCAGCCACCUCCGAGCUGAGCUGCUACAAUGCCACGACACCCUUGAGAGAUAACACCGGCGCUUGGGCCUUCCAGCUGUCCGCCCUGACCUCCUCCUAUGACACCACCUUCCUCCUCCCUGGCCAAGAUUGGGCCACACCAGAGUCGUCACAAGUCAGUGAGGCAUCGACGCUGGACAGCUACGGCUGCUUCUCGCCCGACCACGCCACAUCCAGGCCCACCACACAGCCGAUCAGCAAUGGCACCGGCUAUUGUUGGUCUUUCCCGCAGCACAGCGAGCUAUCGGCGAUUUUUGGCGCCUGAUUGAAUGCUUUGAUACGCUUCCACGCUAGGCUGAGAGGAGUGUGGGUCUGCCUCCUUUAGUUUGUAGGGAUUUUUUUGCCAUACUCGAUUGUUCUUGGUAGACUUUUUCAGCAGCAACCCUGCUUUCUGUUGGAACCGAGGCUUGGUUCAGUUAACCGACAUCUUAGCGGUCCUCCGGCGAUGUAACUGGGAUGCACACAACACACGUAGCUGUGGAUCCUUCGUUGUGCACUCUUCCUAUAGCCGUGGUUUAGUACAAGAGUUUAUUUUGUGGGCCUCCAAUUGAUUUAGUUUUUUAGAUUAUUAUGCUUUUGUUGCUACUGCACACACACUGAAUAAUUCAGAAAUGGAGCGCUUCUUGUUUACCUGGCCCACACAGCGUUAUAAGGUGAAGAACUUUUUAAGCAAGGGGCCUCGUAGUCUCCUAUUCAUAUGUUUUUGGGGGCGAUGAUUCUUAAAUCUUAAUGUGGUCUAUCCUUCAUUAUGAACUGACAAACAAAGCAGCACAUCAAGCGAUUUGCAUGAUUUCACCCAGUUGGUUAAUCUGGGUAGAACAAUGGUUUUCCUUCCGCGUAUCUGAAAAUGAAAGAGUUCAGUGCUCUAAGUGAUACUUACAUACUCCCUCCAUCCGGAAAAGCUGGUCCCAAGCUUGUCCCUCAAAUGGAUGAUGCUAGAUACAUCCACUUGAGGGACAAGCUUUUUCGGACGGAGGGAGUAUAUAAUUACUAGAGCCCCAAUAUAAUUAGUCAUACUUCGAGGUAUAUGAUAUGAGCAGAGCCUGGAUAUAAUUAUAUUUUUUUUGUCUAUCAAUAGCAGUUCAUUAUAUUUUGGUUUGAAUUAGCAAUACCUGUACCUUCAAUGAUGUUUUAAUUUGUUACUCUACUUAGCUAUUACUGUUAUUGACACAACAAAGUCAUGCCAUCAAUAGUCACUCUUUUUGCAGAUUCAGAAACAAUGUAGAGCUUACUGAAGUAAAACAAAGUAUAUGUUAUUAGCUGUCAUAAUGUUCACGUCAAAGUUGUCUUGUUUCAUACCACUGACCGCACCUUUGGUCGCGACGCGUCAAAAUAAGCCUUCUUCGUUUUUGGUCUAAUCGGCUUUGGUUCAUUUCUUCUAGUUGUCAUUUGUGCAGGCAUUGAGCUUUCCAAGGAGGAACAAAGCCUUAGAUGAUGCACUGUUUGGUUUCUGCAUCAAACAGUUCUCCCCCUCCAUUAUGACAUCAUAAUGAACUUUUUUGUUUAUUUCUGUGAUUCAUGCGCCUUCAUUUGUUCUUGUGUGCUUUUUUGUGAGGCAGGAAUGCAGUCCGUGAAAUACUUGAAAAGAAAUUUCAGCCACUUCUGAGGACUCCUCACUAGUGAACAUAGUUUUUGUUCUAUAUAUCCUCUGCACCCUGCCCCACCCUCUACAUUUCGUACUAGCUAGAUGCAAAAAUGCAUUAAAUUUUUUUCCUGGUAGCUACGGGGCGUGUUAUCUUUCUCUGCGAUGUUUUCUCUUUAAAGCGUCUAUUUAUUUUGUAGGCUAAAAAGAACAAAGUAGAUGGUGUGGGCAGGGAUGCUUUUAGCAGAUUUUCAGAUUAGUACUCCUCGCAAGUGCUGAAAAACCUGACUCCAUACCAGAGCGCUGUUAUUGGUUCAGGUUUGGAUAACUCCUUGUGUAUGGGAAGCAUGAAAUUUCGUCAGAGUUUGCCAGAUGGGUGGCUGACCAG